Messenger RNA from Ricinus communis (castor bean), 1506 nucleotides. RefSeq names its product premnaspirodiene oxygenase. Gene Ontology annotation, molecular function: heme binding; monooxygenase activity; oxidoreductase activity, acting on paired donors, with incorporation or reduction of molecular oxygen. Lineage: Eukaryota; Viridiplantae; Streptophyta; Magnoliopsida; Malpighiales; Euphorbiaceae. The record is from RefSeq and is marked provisional.
AUGGAGCAGCAAUUGCUAUCGUUUCCAGCCCUUUUGAGCUUUCUCCUUUUAAUCUUCGUGGUACUAAGGAUCUGGAAGCAAUACACAUACAAAGGAAAAUCCACCCCACCCCCUGGACCAUGGAGAUUACCUCUCCUAGGCAACUUUCACCAGCUAGUUGGUGCUCUACCCCACCACCGCCUAACCGAAUUGGCCAAAAUUUAUGGACCAGUUAUGGGUAUUCAACUUGGUCAGAUUUCUGUUGUCAUCAUUUCCUCAGUAGAAACAGCCAAAGAAGUGCUUAAAACCCAGGGUGAGCAGUUCGCUGAUAGAACCCUUGUCCUCGCAGCAAAAAUGGUACUUUAUAAUCGCAACGACAUUGUGUUUGGAUUAUACGGAGACCACUGGAGACAACUGAGAAAAUUAUGCACAUUGGAGCUGCUUAGUGCAAAACGUGUCCAAUCAUUCAAGUCCGUCAGAGAAGAAGAGCUCUCAAAUUUUGUAAAGUUCCUUCAUUCCAAAGCAGGAAUGCCCGUCAAUCUUACUCACACGUUGUUUGCUUUGACAAACAAUAUUAUGGCAAGAACAUCUGUAGGUAAAAAAUGCAAGAACCAGGAAGCCCUCUUAAGUAUUAUAGAUGGCAUCAUUGAUGCAUCAGGAGGUUUUACUAUUGCGGAUGUGUUUCCUUCCGUUCCCUUCCUCCACAACAUAUCUAAUAUGAAAUCGAGAUUGGAGAAGUUGCAUCAACAAGCGGACGAUAUUCUUGAAGACAUCAUAAAUGAACACAGAGCCACCAGGAAUCGUGAUGAUCUGGAAGAAGCUGAAAAUCUCCUUGAUGUUCUUUUGGAUCUUCAGGAAAAUGGAAACCUUGAAGUCCCUUUGACCAAUGACAGCAUCAAGGGAGCCAUUCUGGAUAUGUUUGGAGCUGGUAGCGACACAUCCUCAAAAACAGCCGAAUGGGCAUUGUCGGAGUUGAUGAGGCACCCAGAAGAAAUGAAAAAGGCACAAGAAGAGGUGAGGCGAAUUUUUGGUGAAGAUGGAAGAAUUGAUGAAGCUCGAUUUCAAGAAUUGAAGUUCUUGAAUUUAGUUAUCAAAGAAACUCUGAGAUUACAUCCUCCAGUAGCACUGAUUCCAAGAGAAUGUAGGGAAAAAACUAAGGUUAAUGGAUACGAUAUCUAUCCUAAAACUAGAACACUCAUCAAUGUUUGGUCUAUGGGAAGGGAUCCCAGUGUUUGGACUGAAGCUGAGAAGUUCUACCCGGAAAGGUUUCUGGAUGGCACAAUUGAUUAUAGAGGUACUAAUUUUGAACUAAUUCCAUUUGGUGCAGGAAAAAGGAUAUGUCCUGGUAUGACAUUAGGGAUAGUUAACCUUGAGCUUUUCCUUGCGCACCUAUUGUAUCAUUUUGACUGGAAGCUUGUUGAUGGAGUGGCUCCUGACACUCUUGACAUGAGUGAAGGUUUUGGCGGUGCACUUAAAAGGAAAAUGGACCUUAACUUGGUUCCCAUUCCAUUCACUACUUUGCCAUAG